Corapipo altera (White-ruffed manakin) is the source of this 1208-nucleotide messenger RNA. RefSeq names its product sodium channel protein type 5 subunit alpha-like. The record is from RefSeq and is a predicted model, not a curated record. Gene Ontology annotation, molecular function: voltage-gated sodium channel activity. Lineage: Eukaryota; Metazoa; Chordata; Aves; Passeriformes; Pipridae. Gene Ontology annotation, cellular component: voltage-gated sodium channel complex; axon; plasma membrane. The transcript has 7 exons. Gene Ontology annotation, biological process: neuronal action potential; sodium ion transmembrane transport; membrane depolarization during action potential. The annotation marks the transcript as partial.
CUCCCUGUGGUAUAAGCAGUGCCUGUCCAAGAGUAGAUCAUGCUGGAAUUGCAGAAGCUUUCACUGAAUUACAAAGAUUAUACCAAUUAGGAGAGGCAUAUUUGAGAUAUUUCCAACACUCUGUGUAGCAAAUCCAUGUAUUUGCAUUGUUGUAAAUUAAUUUUCUGUUAUUUUAUGUCUCGUUGGCUUUGUUUAUUGUACCAUAUUUAUACUGCAAAUCUUCCAUGCCAUUGCAAAGGAGUUGGUGUUGUUGCCUGUGGGAGUGUCUAAAGUAGAUGCUGUAGGAAUCCCUCCUCAAUUAAAUGGCCAAAAAAAAUUAGUUCAUUUAAAUAUUCUAUAUCCUAUAAAUCUUUUUUUUGUAGACUUUUAUGGUGCUAAAUAAAAAGAGGACUAUUUUCCGGUUUACUGCCACACCUGCCUUGUGUAUAUUUGGUCCUUUUAAUCCAGUCAGAAAAGCAGCAAUUAAAAUUCUGACCAAUUCAUGUUUUGUUGGCAUUAUUAUAUGUACCGUGUUACUCAAUUGUGUGGUUAUGACUGUACGUCAGCUUCCACCAGCACUCAACUGGACUGAAAUUGCUUUUACUGGCAUAUAUACUACUGAAAUAUUGAUAAAAAUAGUAGCAACAGGAUUUGUUUGGAAUGAAUUUACCUUCCUUCGAGAUCCAUGGAACUGCUUGGAUCUGUCUGUUAUUAUUGUAAUGUACGUUACUAUGUUUCAAAAAAUAGGCAAUGUUUCAGCUCUUCGAACCUUCAGAGUGCUGAGGACUUUGAAAGCCAUUUCAGUAAUACCAGGUCUGAAAAUCAUUGUAAAUUCACUUGUUGAAUCCAUUAAGAAACUUGCUGACGUGUUGAUCUUGACUGUAUUUUGCUUGAGUAUAUUUGCCCUAAUAGGCCUCCAGCUUUUUAUGGGCAAUUUAAGAUUCAAAUGUGUCCUCAAUAAUACUGUGUACAAUGACUCAUUAUGUAAGGAUCCCAAGAUCUAUGUACCAAGUGAUGAAGAUAUCUGCCACAGAAUGAAUGGCUCUUCUGACAUAUUGCUCUGUGAGAUCAGUUCAGAUCCCGAGAAAGAGUGCCCAGAAAACUAUACCUGCCAGAAGACUGGGCAGAAUCCUGACUUUGGUUACACAAGUUUUGAUCAUUUUGGCUGGGCCUUCCUCUCUGUAUUCCGCCUGAUGACACAGGAUUCCUGGGAGCGCCUCUACAGACAG